Molecule: messenger RNA, 342 nt
Organism: Dictyostelium purpureum
Lineage: Eukaryota; Evosea; Eumycetozoa; Dictyosteliales; Dictyosteliaceae
Exons: 2
Source: RefSeq, a predicted model, not a curated record
GAUGUUAAUAAGGCAGCUGAAAAACUAGAUUAUGCAGGUGUUUUUGGUAAUAAACAAACAGUUAUUGCAAAAUAUGGAUCAAUCCACAUUGAUAUGCAAGGUACAUUCAAUGAAAAUACUGACAAGUUCCACAAUAUUCAAGCUCAACUUACCUCUGGUCCAACCGUUGCUCAUGUCAAUAUUAAUGAAAAUGUAAUGUCAGAUUCUAAAAGUGAUCAAAAAGGAAUUAAAAAAAAGGUAGUUGAUACCCUUUUAAAAUCUUUAAAUAGUGGUAAAACCUAUACUAUCAGUGCUAAACCAAAAAAAGAAAAGAGUAAAGAUAAAAAGAAGAAAAAUCAUUAA